Onthophagus taurus is the source of this 1737-nucleotide messenger RNA. RefSeq names its product arylsulfatase J-like. The record is from RefSeq and is a predicted model, not a curated record. Gene Ontology annotation, molecular function: sulfuric ester hydrolase activity. NCBI's taxonomy places the organism in Eukaryota, Metazoa, Arthropoda, Insecta, Coleoptera, Scarabaeidae.
ACUACCUCCACUAUUUUAUAAUCAGCUACUUUAGUAACGAUGCCACAUCAAACUUUAAAAAUAAUUACUUUGGUUUUAUUAAGAAUUAUUUUAGCACAAUCAACAAAUCAACCAAAUAUCUUAUUAAUUUUAGCUGAUGAUUUGGGUUACAACGACGUUGGUUAUCGCGGAAAUAAUCAAGUUAAAACUCCCAAUAUAGAUGCUUUGGCUUAUAACGGCGCUGUUUUAGAAAGAUUUUACACCCUACCAAUGUGCACCCCAUCAAGAGCUGCUAUUUUAACUGGGAAAUACCCCAUAAAAACCGGAUUCCAAGGAUUACCAUUUGAUGGCGGCGAACCGGGCCAUUUACCAGGAAAUGUUUCAACAUUACCCAAACAACUCAAAAAACUUGGUUAUAAAACCCAUUUGGUUGGAAAAUGGCAUUUGGGUUUCGCCUACAGAAACGUAACACCUUUAGCUAAAGGUUUUGAUUCACAUUACGGCUACUAUAACGGGCUUAUAAGUUAUUUUGAUCACACUUACCAAUCUAUGUCGACUGUGUCGGGCUUUGAUUUCCGCGAUAAUUUUCGUGUUGAUUGGAAGAGUAAGGGAGAAUAUGCAACUGAUUUGUUCACAAAUAGGGCGAUUAAAAUUAUUAAUGACCAUGAUUAUCGAAAACCUAUGUUUUUAAUGGUGAAUCAUGUCGCGGUGCAUACAGGAAAAGUUGUUGGAAAUAAAGGUCUCGUUGAAGAAAGAAAUACAACGAGUAUGAAUAAAAAUUUUGGAUAUAUUAAAGAUGUUAAUAGACGACGAUUAGUUGAUGCUUUGAAAACUUUAGAUGAUUCAAUCGGAAAUAUUAUUAAAGCAUUAUCUGAAAAAAAAGUUUUGGAUAACACAAUAAUCUUCUUUUUAUCUGAUAAUGGUGGACCUACUUAUAGAGAACUUUUUCCCAAUUAUAGCUCAAAUUGGCCAUUGCGUGGAAUAAAAAUUAGUCACUUUGAAGGCGCUGUAAGAGGAACUGGAAUAUUUUACAGUAAAAGUAUGACUUAUGGAGGGAAAUCCAACUCGAAUUUAUUGCAUAUGGUCGAUUUAUUACCAACGUUUUAUUCUGCAGCGGGGGGUAAUUUGAAAAAUUUAGGCCAAUUAGAUGGUAUAAACCAAUUAGACGUUUUAAUGUAUAACAAAAAAACGAAACGAAAAGAAGUUUUGAUUAACAUCGAAGAUGUAUCGGGAAGUGCAGCUAUAAUUACAGAAAAUGGUCGUUAUAAAUUAAUCCAAGGAAUACAAUACAACGGAACCUACGAUUCUUACGGUGGUGAAACCGGAAGAAACCCUUCAGAUGGUCCCUAUGAUUUCAAAUCGGUUAUUAAUAGUGAUGUGAAUCAAGCUUUUGGAACGAAAUUAGGAAUCGAUUCGGUUAAAAAGCUGCGAGAAGAUUUAAUAACGAAAAAUUGCAGGAAAGCGAAAUACGAAAAAUCUUGUAAAUUAUGUUUAUUCGAUUUAGAAAACGAUCCAUGUGAAACUACUAAUUUAGCCAAAUCAGAACGUGGGUUAACUAAUAAAAUGAUUGAUCGAUUGGAUUAUUUCCGAUCGGAAUCGGUUCCUCAACAGCAUACAAAAGUUGAUCCGAAAUCGAAUCCGAAAUAUUAUGGUGGUGUUUGGACUUUUUGGCUAGAUAAGAAACCUUUGUAAGAAAAAUAAGAAUUGGUUUAUAAAUGAUUCGUAUAUUUAUGUUAAUAAAAUCGAGUAAAAACAACA